This is a messenger RNA of Oryza brachyantha (malo sina), 2673 nucleotides long. Its product is annotated as G-type lectin S-receptor-like serine/threonine-protein kinase At2g19130. Lineage: Eukaryota; Viridiplantae; Streptophyta; Magnoliopsida; Poales; Poaceae. Gene Ontology annotation, biological process: recognition of pollen; protein phosphorylation. The transcript has a single exon. Gene Ontology annotation, molecular function: ATP binding; protein serine/threonine kinase activity. The record is from RefSeq and is a predicted model, not a curated record. Bases 180 to 2636 code for a protein of 818 amino acids.
GUCGUUGCCAUCGUCUUCCCUGUCAAAGUGUCAAUCCAAGUUGCAUGCAUCUACACAAGGCGUGUGUUCUGACCAAGCUGCUUGCUUUUAUGUGAUUCAUAAAACAACGCACACAUGCAGUUGCUGUCUCCUCGUAUACACUUCUUCAUUGCCUUCUCCCAGCUGCCAUCUUCUUCUCCAUGGCUAACUUUCUCUGCAUAUCUCUCGGCCUUCUUCUCCUCUCCCUGCACGGCACUCCGCCGUGCUCCGCCACGAAUGAUACUCUCACGGCAGGCGCAGCGCUCGCCGUCGGCGACAGGCUCGUGUCGAGCAAUGGCAGGUUCACCCUCGGCUUCUUCCAGCCAAGCUUCGUCAGCAAGUCCGGCAUCAACAUCACCUCUCCCGGUUGGUAUGUUGGCAUAUGGUUCAGUAACAUCUCGGAAUUUACUACUGUCUGGGUUGCAAAUAGAGAUAACCCGAUCACUGAACUCCGGCUGAAUCAGACUCAGCUGAAGCUAUCAGGAGAUGGCAAUCUUGUCAUCUCAAGCAAUGCCUCCAUAAUCUGGUCCACUAACAUUGUCAAUAAGACAGCAGCCACCAUAAACACUACCAGUGCCAUUCUCUCCAAUGAUGGAAACCUUGUGAUAGGAAACUCAUCAGCAUCGAAUGUAUUGUGGCAGAGCUUUGAUAACCCAUCGGAUGCUUUGCUUCCUGGAGCCAAGUUUGGCUGGAACAAGCUCACCAAUGUUACUCGUAAGUUCAUCUCAAAGAAGAACUUGAUUGAUCCAGGUCUUGGCUUGUACUAUGUUGAGCUUGACAACACAGGGAUUGUCCUUAGCCGCAGCAACCCCUAUAAAAUGUAUUGGUCUUGGUCAUCAGAGAAGUCAUCAAAUCAGCUUAUAGAUUUGCUUAAUCAGCUGAUAAACAUAAAUCCACAGACUAAAGGUCGGAUUAGGAUGGCAUAUGUCAAUAAUGAUGAAGAAGAGUACUAUCAGUACAUUUUGUUGGAUGAGUCAUAUUAUGUAUACGUUUUGUUAGACAUCUCUGGUCAGAUCGAGAUAAAUGUUUGGUCGCAAGACAAGCAGUCUUGGCAACAGGUUUAUGCCCAACCUGCUGAUCCCUGCACAGCGUAUGCUACCUGUGGACCUUUCACAAUAUGCAAUGGUAUUGCAAAACCAUUCUGUAACUGCAUGGAGAGCUUCUCUCAACGGUCACCUCAAGACUGGGAGCUUGAUAAUAGAACAGCAGGGUGCUCUAGAAACACUCCGUUGGAUUGCGGUAACACGACAAGUUCAACGGAUGUCUUCCAUGCCAUAUCUCGUGUUGCAUUGCCUACCAACAACCCCCAAAAUGUAGACAAUGCUACCAGUCAGAAUCAAUGUGCACAAGCUUGUCUCAGUUACUGCUCCUGCAAUGCCUAUUCCUAUGUAAAUAAUAGAUGCUCUAUCUAUCGUGGAGAUUUGCUUAGUGUAAAUAGUAAUGAUGGCAUUGAUAAUACUUCUGAAGAUGUUCUCUACCUUCGCCUUGCCGCCAAAGAUAUGCCAAGUUCGAGCAAAAACAAAAGAAAAUCAAUAGUUGGAGUUGUUACAGCUGCAAGCAUUAUUUGUUUCGUGUUGGUAAUGCUCAUGCUGUUCUUACUGAUAUUGAGGAAGAAACUUGGGCUUUGUGGUGCACAACUACAUGACAGUCAAUGCAGUGGUGGAAUUGUGGCCUUUAGAUACGGUGAUUUAUGUCAUGCUACCAAAAAUUUCUCAGAGAAGCUAGGAGGUGGUGGUUUUGGUUCUGUAUUCAAGGGAGUGCUAAGUGACUCCACUAUCAUAGCAGUGAAAAAGCUUGAUGGAGCUCGUCAAGGGGAGAAGCAAUUCAGGGCUGAGGUGAGCUCAAUUGGGUUGAUCCAACAUAUCAACCUAGUCAAAUUGAUUGGUUUUUGUUGUGAAGGUGAUGAGAGGCUACUUGUGUAUGAGCACAUGGUAAAUGGUUCUCUUGAUGUCCAUCUAUUUCAGAGCAAGGAUACUGUCCUAAACUGGACCACAAGGUAUAACCUAGCCAUAGGAGUUGCUAGAGGAUUAUCCUACCUGCAUCAUAGCUGCAAUGAAUGCAUCAUACACUGUGAUAUUAAGCCAGAGAACAUACUUCUCGAUGCAUCAUUUGCUCCUAAAAUUGCAGACUUUGGGAUGGCAGCGUUUGUGGGAAGGAAUUUUAGCCGAGUUUUGACUACAUUUAGAGGAACCAUAGGGUAUCUUGCUCCGGAGUGGAUUAGCGGAGUCGCUGUUACACCAAAGGUUGAUGUUUAUAGCUUCGGCAUGGUACUGUUGGAAAUCCUAUCGGGAAGGAGAAAUUCACAUAAAGUACAUAAUGACGACGACAGUGAUCAGGUUGCCUUUUUCCCUGUGCAAGCCAUUAGCAAGCUUCAUGAGGGAGAUGUGCAAAGUUUGGUUGAUCCUCAGCUAAAUGGUGACUUCAUUCCAGAAGAGGCUGAAAGAGUCUGCAAACUUGCAUGUUGGUGCAUCCAAGAAAAUGAGUAUGAUCGGCCAACGAUGAAUGAUGUGGUCCGGGUUCUUGAGGGUUUACAGGAGCUUGAUAUGCCUCCGAUGCCAAGAUUACUUGCAGCUUUAAUAGACUGCUCUGUUGUGGCUCACCGUGACGAUAGUUCGUAAGUACUUAGUCGAUGUUAAUAAUAUUUGUUUUAGAAAA